Messenger RNA from Rhagoletis pomonella (apple maggot), 1837 nucleotides. RefSeq names its product WD repeat domain phosphoinositide-interacting protein 3. The record is from RefSeq and is a predicted model, not a curated record. The transcript has 4 exons. Gene Ontology annotation, molecular function: protein binding; phosphatidylinositol-3,5-bisphosphate binding; phosphatidylinositol-3-phosphate binding. Gene Ontology annotation, cellular component: extrinsic component of membrane; cytosol; phagophore assembly site membrane. Gene Ontology annotation, biological process: autophagy of mitochondrion; protein localization to phagophore assembly site; nucleophagy. Bases 221 to 1243 code for a protein of 340 amino acids. NCBI's taxonomy places the organism in Eukaryota, Metazoa, Arthropoda, Insecta, Diptera, Tephritidae.
AUUCUUGUUUUUGUUUUGUGUAUUUUCCUUUCGAAAAAUAUUUCAUUAUCUUUGGUAAAGUAUUUGGUGAUCCCCUAGUGGAAUUAAUUUGUAGACACUUAUCUGCUAAAAUAAAGAAAACUGAAAUUAAGCCAUUACUAGACACAAGGAGUGCGAAAGUUAUUUCGGUGUCGACGAAACUCGUAGCACCAAAUAUUGAAAAGGUGAAUCGUCAAUCACGAUGAAUUUGGUGGAGAUAAAUCCAUACGGAAAUGGGUUACUGUAUGUUGGAUUUAACCAAGAUCAAGGUUGUUUCGCUUGCGCCACAGAUACUGGAUUUCGUGUUUACAAUUGUGAUCCGUUAAAGGAAAAAGAACGUCAAUAUUUUCCCGAAGGUGGUUUAUGCCAUGUAGAGAUGCUUUUUCGUUGUAACUACUUAGCUCUUGUGGGUGGCGGUAUACGUCCCUUGUAUCCACCAAACAAAGUUAUCGUGUGGGAUGAUUUAAAAAAAUCUCCAGCGAUUUCAAUAGACUUCAAUCAACCCGUAAAAGCUGUGCGAUUACGACGCGAUCGUAUUGUCGUUGUCCUAGAGGGUGUGAUUAAAGUAUUUACAUUCACACAACAACCACAGCAGCUACAUGUCUUUGAGACAAGCGCAAAUCCACACGGAUUGUGUGUGCUUUGUCCACAUAGCAAUAAAAGUCUCCUAGCUUUUCCAGGACGACGCACCGGUCACGUCCAGAUUGUCGAUUUAGCAAACACAGAGCGCGCUCCGCUAGAAGUUGUCGCUCAUGAGGCAUCAAUAAGUUGCAUUGCAUUAAAUUUGCAAGGAACCCGCCUUGCUACCGCCAGCGAAAAAGGUACAUUAAUACGUAUAUUUGAUACGGAGAAUGGCAAAAAGCUUUGCGAAUUGCGUCGUGGUAGCAAUCAGGCAAAUAUUUAUUGCAUCAACUUCAACCAUCAGUCGACAAUGUUGGUUGUAUCUUCGGAUCAUGGCACUAUACAUGUUUUCAAUUUAGACGAUAAUAAGCAGAAGGAAGCGCCAUUUCCAAUGAUACCAAAAUAUUUUUCCAGCCAAUGGAGUUUUGUUAAAUUUUCCAUACCACAAGGGCCGGCAUGUAUUUGCGCCUUUGGAUCAGAUCCGAACUCGGUAAUAGCAAUAUGCGCAGAUGGACAUUAUUACAAAUUUUUGUUUAACAACAAAGGAGAGUGCAGUCGUGAUGUGUGCACACAGUUUCUGGAAUUGGCGGACGAUGAAGAGUAAAAAAUGUUCAAUGCUUUAAUUAACUUCAAGGAAUAGAGUUUGACUGAACUGUUUUAUUGAACAUUUCAAGAUACAUUCAUUUAUUUUAUGUUUUUGCAAGUUACUAUAAACUUUGUGAGAAGUGAGAAGUUGCCGGAAAACAUACCCACGUAUGUAUGUUUAAUUGUGGUUAUAUACCUACUAGUGGUUUGUAUAGAAAGGAUUUUUUGAGCAAUUCAUAAAACAUAAUAACGGUAUUGGACACAGCAUUUCGUUUAGAAAUAUGUAAGGAUUAUAAUACAGUAUGAAAGUAUAUGUACAGCUCAUAAAAUUAAUUAUGGAAAAUUAUUAAGAAAAUAUAAAAUAUUGGCUCGAAGAAAUAUUGUAGUUUCAGCUGCAUCGCCAACUUAUGUAUAUUACACUAAGCACAUAUUAUAAAGCAAAAUAUUUAUAUUUUGGAUUACAUACAUAUUAUUUGUACACGAAUGUCAUAGAAAUCAAACGUACAUUUGUACGUGCCAUUCACAUUUAUCGGCUAUUCAAUAUAAUCCUAUUUUCUUACAAUGUUAUGUAAAUAAUGUUUUAAUUAUCGCUAGUAGCGUGUCUGAAUGAAAU